Messenger RNA from Rhinichthys klamathensis goyatoka, 1374 nucleotides. RefSeq names its product family with sequence similarity 131 member C (gene fam131c). Bases 260 to 1033 code for a protein of 257 amino acids. The record is from RefSeq and is a predicted model, not a curated record. The transcript is spliced from 6 exons. Lineage: Eukaryota; Metazoa; Chordata; Actinopteri; Cypriniformes; Leuciscidae.
UCUCUCUCUUUCCCUCUCCUCACUUCCAUCCACACUUAAGAAACAGUGCUUGGAUGGACACCGAAUCCCUUUUUUUCCUCCAGUCUUUUUCCUAGUUCCCUCAUUUCUCCACCUCUAUCCUCCAGUUGGCUCUCUCUGCCUGUUCUACUCCCCUUUCUUCCAAACACGCAGUUAUCUCUCUCUCUCACUGUCGCUAAUUUUUCCCCGUGUCCCCGCUCUCUGUCAGCAUGGUGAACAGAUAACUGCAAAGCUGUUGAACAUGGGCUCCUGCUUCUGCAAAGGUCACCAAGAGCUGCAAAGUGGCCAGCAACACCCCAUGGAAGAGCUUCACUCAUACGCUGAAGGACAGCCCAUCUUCAAGGGUAACCAUCAGCCCUACAAUGGCAGCAUGUCAGAUAAAAGGAGCAGCAGCGGGUAUGACAUCGGAGAAUUGGCUACAUCUUCCCUGCUGGGACUACUUGCCACUUUUAAAGACCACAUCACUAAGCCCACAGCGAUGGCCCAGGGCCGAGUCGCCCACCUGAUUGAGUGGAAGAGCUGGGGAGGGGAGGCGGCGUCUAGAGGGGGCUGGUGUGGAGGAUGGGGAGGUGUGGGAACCGCACUGCAGGAGGACGAGCAGCUCUACUCCCACCUCACUGAUGAACUCAAAGAAGCACGCUUUGCUGCGGGUGUGGCGGAGCAGUUUGCUCUGGCUGAGGCAGCGAUGAAUGCCUGGUCCACACAGGACAUUGAAAAUCAAACCACAGCCAGCACAAUCCCAUUACAAGACCCCGAGGGCCUCUAUCUCUCUCAGUUCCUGUUGGAUGGAGGGAGUCUGGGUGUUCCUCAGCACCUGUACAGAAUGCACAUGGAUGUUGAUGACACCAGUUCCCUGGCACCUUCUCAUCCUCCUCAGUCUCAUUCCCCCAGUCAUUCUCAUUCUCCGCUGGACACUCAGCGUCCUCCUCAGGAGCAGAGGAUCUCGCCAUCGGAAGGGCCAGUGCGACACGCAGACAGCAUCUCCCUGUCGGAGGAUGAGGUUUUUUAUAACUGAAAUUUUGAUGACACAGCGGAACAAAAAGAGAAAAGGUUUUUCUUCUAUUCUUUGUGUUCGUUGAUGAGGGAGAGACGCAUAUGAGGUUACGUCUGGGGUUAUCGCUUUACCGUUAAAGUAUGUAAUAGCUACAGCUGAGCCUCUUCGACAAGCAAAGAACGCAGGGAUCGUUGUACAUGUGGACAUGUCAAUUCAUUCACAUAUCACAUUGCCUUUUGGCAAAUGAAAGCCUCCGUUUGCGGUAAUGAUGUUGGAGAUCGGAUUGUAAGUUAAAGGGGUCACACUAAUUAUGUCUACAGGAAGGUAAAAGGAUCUAAAACAUAAAUGCAUCUAAAAUCAUA